GCUUCCUCCCGGCCGCCAUGGCCGCGCCCGCCGCGGGGACAGAGCUGCCCGUGCCCGAGUCAGGUGCUGUUUUCACAUUUGGGAAAAGCAAAUUUGCAGAAGAUAUUCCUAGCAAGUUCUGGUUCAAAAAUGACAAGCCUGUGCUUAUAUCCUGUGGAGAUGAACAUACAGCUAUUAUUACAGGGAAAGGCAAACUCUACAUGUUCGGCAGUAACGACUGGGGCCAGCUAGGACUGGGAUCAAAGAGCACUGUCAGCAAACCAACCUGUGUUAAAGCUUUAAAACCAGAAAAACCAAAACUUGCUGUUUGUGGAAGAAACCACACCUUAGUUUACACAGAAAAAGGAAAUGUCUAUGCUGCUGGAGGUAACAGUGAAGGCCAGUUGGGGUUAGGUGACACAGAGGAAAGGACCACAUUCCAUUUAAUUAGAUUUUUCACCAACCAGCACAAGAUCAAGCAACUAUCAGCUGGGUCAUACACCUCAGCAGCAGUAACUGAGGAUGGGCAGCUCUUUGUGUGGGGUGAUAAUUCAGAGGGGCAGAUUGGCCUGGCCAGUGAAGCCUCUGUCAGUGUCCCCUGCAAAGUGGAUAUUGGAAAACCUGUUUCCUUUGUAUCCUGUGGAUAUUAUCAUUCUGCCUUGAUUUCAGGAGAUGGUGAGCUCUAUACUUUUGGAGAAGCUGUGAAUGGGAAACUGGGAUUAUUCCCUGAACAGCUGAAGAACAAUAGAGUCCCACAGCCUGUACUGGGAAUUAUGGAAAAGGUUAAUAAGGUUGCUUGUGGUGGAGAACACACUGUGGUGCUGACAGAGACAGAUGUUUACACUUUUGGACUUGGACAGUAUGGGCAGCUGGGACAUGGAACUUUUGUGUUUGAAAGUUCAGUACCAAAGCCUUUGAAACGCUUGAAGAGGCAUAAAAUUUGUAACAUUGCAUGUGGGGAAAACCACACUGCUGUGAUAGCAGAGAAUGGCCUGAUGUUUACUUUUGGAGAUGGACGACAUGGCAAGUUAGGAUUUGGAGAAGAGAGUUUUACAAAUCUGUUUGAUCCCACUCUGUGUUACAAUUUCUUGAAGUUCACAGUCCUUUUGGUGGCUUGUGGGGGUUGUCACAUGCUGGUUUUUGCUGCUCCAAGGCCUAAAGGAUCUGAAAUACCCUUGGAAGAUUUGUAUGAGCCUCGUUUGGCUGCUGCUGCCUCUCAAAGCAGAGGGGACUUUGUGCUGGCAAACACUUUGCAGUUAUCAGCAGCACGAAUGCGGCGUCGAGAGAGGGAAAGGUCACCAGAGCAGUUUGCUCGAAUGGCACAAACUCUGCCUGCAAUGGGGAAAAGCUUCUUAAAAUCUUCAUUGCCUGUGGCAAGCAACACCAGCCCAUUCUGGUUUUCUGCAAGUCGUCCUAAAGCUGAAUCUGGGAGGGAUGGAGACCAUGAGAAAGAAAAUAAUCAUCAAAAUGAUAAACCUAGUGAAGACUCUUCAGAACAAGAUUCAGAUAAUGAAAAUAUCGACAGAAACCUUGGGGAUACAACUGACAUCCUAAAUAUGACACAUGCAAUGAAGCUGAAUCCUGGUGACUGGUCCUUAAAAUUAUCACCGCUCCAAAAACAGAAGAAGAACAAUAAAAAUGUGAAACUGAAAAGAGAUGGUAAGGGUGGGCUGAAAAACAAGGAUUCUGAUUCCACAAAGGAGGGCUCAAAAUUAGAGUCUGGCUCUUUACAAAAGCAGUCUUCACUUUCAGAGUCAACUGGUCAAGAUUUAGAAAAGAGUAGUGCCUUUGUAGGGAAGCCUGUGGCCAGAAAAAGUAUAAAGAAGGGUAAAUCUGAACAUGCACAAAGUGAUAGUACUUUGAAAAGUGGUGCUCAAGAAAUUACUGAGGACAAAAGCAUAUUAGUGAAAAGGGAAAAAGAGGGUGUGGAAAAUCCUGAAUUUUUCAGAGAGGAUGCAAGAUAUAAUCUUCCCACUGAAAAUCAAAUUCUGACUGAAAAAUUAAAUUCUUCCAAUAAAAAGCCAAAAGCUGUUAAAUCUAAGCAGUCCCUUAAAAUAGAGGUACUUCCUUCUGCUCCCAGGGAUCAGCCCCAGGCUGAUUCAUUAAUUGUACAAGAAUACAAUCCUGUUAAAAAGCAAGGGAGUCAAAAAACAGCAGAUAGUCAAAACAAACUAAAGGAUGGUGUUGAAAAAUCUGACAAGUAUGAAAGAAUGAAUGUCACAGGAGAACAAAGUAGUGCAGAACAGAAGGAGCAUCAUAAAAAAAAGCAUCAGUUUUUGAAACAAGUAUCUGUAACUUCGUCAUCAUCUUCAACUGAGGAAAGUACUAAUGAUCUCCAAAAAUAUAUACUUAAGGAAGAGGCCUUCUAUGAACACAGAGUUGUGCAGAGGGCAAGGAGGACAGUGACACAUCUGGACUCAGAAAAAGACAGUGAGAUUGAGGAGAUGCAAGCUACAAACAAUGAGAAAGAGCAUGUAGAACAGACUGAUUUAAAAAGCCUGAAUGAGGAAGAAAUAAGCUCUGAUGAUAAACCUGAUGAAGACAGGCUAGUAGAAAUUAAGAAUGAGGAGGAAUCUGAUCAGGAGCAGGAGAAUGAAAGCAGUGAAAAGGGUGAAAGUGAGAAAGAAAAACUGGAUGAAACAAUUGACAGUGAAGGUAAACUAGGGGAGGAAGAAGAGAGUGAGGUUAGCAAAGACGGAGAUGAGGUUUCAGUAGAAAAAGAUGAAGAGGGAAAAGAUAAUGAGGAAGAAAAUGAACAAGAAGAAUCACAAGCUGAAAGAGAAAGUGGGAAUGAGGGUGCAGAGGAGAAUGAGGAGCUCAGCCAGAAAGAUGGCAAAGAGCAAAGAGAUGAGCAAGGCAGGUUGGUGGAGGAAGAAGAAAUGGUGAGCGAGGGAGAAAAGGAGGAUAUGGAGGAGAAGUAUGAGAAAGAGGAGGGCACUGAAAAAGACAAAGAACAGGUUAAAAGUGAGGGAAGAGAUGAGAGUGAGGAAGGAGGGGAAGAUACAGAGGAAGGGGAAGAAAAAGAGGUAGAGGCAGAAGAGGAAGGAGAAGAUGAAAAGGAAGAUGAAGAAGAAAAAGAAAGGGAAAAUGAAAAAGACAAAGAGGGUGAAGAGGAGGAGUUGGGAGAAUCAUUGGCAGGGAAGGAAGAAGAGGUAUCUGAAGAAGAGCAGGUUGAGGAAGAUGCAAAUACAAAAACUAAGGAAGUGGCUGAGGAUGGAAUGGAAGAAGGAAAAGAUGGGGAGGAUGAAGUGGAAGAAGGAAAAGAUGGGGAGGAUGAAGUGGAAGAGGAAAGAGGAGAUGAGAAAGAGGAAGGAGCAGAGGCAGAAGCAGAAGGGGACAAGGGGGAAGAAGAUGAAAAGGAAGAAGAGGAGGGGGAAAAUGAAGAGAAAGGGGAAGAUAAAGAGGGAGAAGGAGUGGAAGAAGAUGAGGGAGUAGGAGAGGAAGAAGAGAGUGUUGGGGCAGAUGAGGGAAAAGAGGGAGUGGAUGAAGAAGAGGAAGAUGAGGAAGAAGAAGAAGGAGUGGAAGAAGGGGGAGAUGAGGAAACAAGAGAGGAAGAAGAAGAGGUAGAGGAGGGGAAAGAGGCAGGACAGGAAGAAGGAGAAGAAGAAGGAGAAGGGGAAGAGGAGGAAGAGGGUGAGGAGGAAGAAGAAAAAGAGGAAGAGGGUGAGGAGGAAGAAGAAAAAGAGGAAGAGGGUGAGGAGGAAGAGGAAGAAGAGGAAGAGGGUGAAGAGGAAGAAGAAGAAGAGGAAGAGGGGGAAGAGGGUGAGGAGGAAGAAGAAGAAGAGGGGGAAGAAGAAAAAGGGGAAGAGGGUAAGGAGGAAGAAGAAGGGGAAGAGGGAGAGGAGGGAGAAGAUGAAGAGGAAGAGGGGGAAGAAGGAGAUGAGGAGGAAGGGGAUUUAGGAGAGGAGGAAGAAGAGGAUGAGGGAGAAGAUGAGGAUGAGGAGGAAGAAGAAGAGGAAAAAGCAAAAGAUAAAAGGAAAAAUUAUAGUAGUAAACUUCCAGAAAAGAAAAGCAAACCCAGGAAGCCAGAAAAGACAGGAAGUGCUGCUUUACCAAACAGCUCUAAACAAAACGUGAAAUCCAAACGUCAUGUAGCAAAUGGUUUACAUAAUCCAGAACAAUUUUGGAACAAUGUGCUACCUCAUUAUUUAACACUAAAGUAGCAUAGACUACUGUAGAUGAAUUUUAAGCCUAUUCAGGAAACAGAUCAAUUUUUAUUACUUGAAGGAAUCUUUUCAUGAAAUCAAAGCAAACUGUUAUGCAUAUAAUUUAAGUGCCAAUGUCUUGAAAAAGACUGAAGAAAAUGUUUGGAUUCAGGAUACUUUUAUGAGAGAAAUCAUACUUUAUUGAUACAAUCAUUUUCACAAUCAUGUUUAUCAUGUAUGAUAUAUGAAACAUUAAUUGCUGAGGAGGUAAAUUGCGUUUGCCUCUUAAUCAAAGUGUAAUAUGCUGACAAAUCAAUUAUACAUUGUAACAGUGUAAUCUUUGCCUUUGAAUCACCAAUUUUAGUAGCAGGGCAGUUUACUGAUAAUGUGCCUUACUUGAAGGGAGUUUCAGUAAAUUAGCAAAGGUACAUAUUUUAAAAUUUUGGUAUCACUCUGUUGUAAUUGAGUGACAAUACAAAGCAACACACUCCAUUUUCAGAAGGCUUCAAAGCUGUUUUUAUUAUAGCAUGCAUGCUUUUUAUACAUUCUUACAAAACUCCUAAGUUUACACUUUACUCAUUGGUCAUGAGAGACAAACAAAGUGCUCAUUGAAAUAGGCAGUUGUAGGUUUCUCUUGUUUAUCCUUCUUUCUUUCUUGGUUUCUAUGUCAACAACCUUGGUAGAAAAUUCUUUCAGGGGUAAACAUGGAUCCUUUUGUCAAACUUCUCUCUGGCUCUCUGUAAAACUUCUUCCACAUCACUCCAUAAUUUAUUCCCCCUACUUUUAUUCGGUUCAUACAUUGGUACAAUGUUCAAGGACCUAAAUUAAAGAAAGGACAAGUUGCCAAAUUUACGUGGGUCAGCGGAUGGUAAUGGAAAUGCAGGCCUGGGUAAGUGAUGGCCUGGGACUUUGCAAGGGCCUUAAGGCUGACUUCUUAUUUGCUGUCAGCACAUAAUUCUGUGCAAAAAGGCACACACAGAUCUCAGAAUCUGGCCUAGAUAACUUUAGAGUACAGGGAUAAUUUUUUGAAUAUCACACUUGGUGAUUGGAUAGAACUAAGAAUUUGAAAUACACACUUCUAAAACAUUUUUUUAUUUGUUUAUACUGUGCAAUACACAAAAGAUUCUAUAUCUGCCUACAAAAGACUACAUUACAUAAGUCCUCUAACUCUGAGCUAUUCCAGGAGGGAGAAUAUAUGUUGUUGCUGUGUGAAACACAUAUGUUUCCAGGAUCAGAGCCAAAACUUCUCCUCAUUGGAGAAUAUUUAUGGUUUUUAAAAACCCUAUCUGUAAUCUCCAAAAAGAGGCAAAUCAACAAGCCAGAUGGAAUAGUAAAGAAAGUGGUAAGAAAGUCUGAUUUUUUUAAAGACAAAGUUAAUACUUUCAGAAUUUCCUUAAAAUACACAAACAAAUUUUGCAAAUUAUUUUUGUAAUAUAAUGCAUCACUCUUUCAACCAUUAGAGACUGAACUGGCAAAUGAAGACAUAGGGACUCAUGCAGAAUUGUUACUUGAAUAUUACGCCAAUGGGGGGUCUCGGAAAUUUUUGCAAACAGAUCUCAAUAUUGACAUUUUCUAGAAAAAUAGUUGUUUAAGCCCUACUUGUAAAUGAGGAGAGAAGAAGAAGGGAAUCAAAAUGAGUAAAUGUCAUUCAAUAAAAACAUGAAUGGAAUCAAUACUUAUGUUGAUAUUAUGAAACAUUUUAUUAUUGUUUUGUAAGAUGCUGGCAUUAAACAAUCUUUGACAUGAUGUCUCCAGAAUUUAUUUUCUACAAAGCCUGUAGUAGAUCAGUAGUUUGCCAGUGAAUCCUAGUCUAGGUCCAACCUUCCUGCCUCACUCACCCCUUCCACAUGCUGCAUUUGAAGGUAAGAUCAGUUCAGGUGUGCUGUGCCUAACUACAGCAAAAUGUUACCCCAGUGACUGAAUUUUUCCCUGUGACAUUUGUUUCAAACUUUGGAAUUUUCUGGAGCACAUUGUCUUGACAUCAGCAUGUGUCUUUGGAGCAGGGUAAGUAUCCUCAUAUUCUGUUAGAGAAUAUUUAAUCAGUUUAAUGCCCUUCCCAAUAUCUCUCUAACAAUGGAGUCAUUGGAUAUUUUGCCAGUGUGCUGUGCUAUCACAAUUCCUCUGAAAACACUUCCCCUUGAAACUAAGUGGAGCUGUGAUGUGUUAUUUUAUCUUUCUUAGAAAGAUUAGGAUGUUACUGUGAUUAAACUUAGUAAGUUUAGUAGUAUUGAAAAGUAUUUUUAUAGGCCUAAAACUGGGUUUCUUGGAUAUGACAUCUACUUCUUCAUGGUUCUAGAAUUCAUCAUUGGAGCAAAACUGGGCUGUGAAAAACAAAACAACACUGUUUUUUCUAGUAAAAAGUAUUUCCUAGAGAGAAAGAGAGAAAAAAAAAGAGAGCAUUUUAAAGCAAGUGAUUUCCAAUUCCACAUAGGAAUGGCCCUUCAUUUACUGUUUGGUUGCAGCAUUUAAUGUAAAUUCUUAGGAAAAUGAGGACUAUUUGUUUUUUCUCUCUUAGCAUAUGCUGAUAGCAGAAAGCUUUCCAAGAAAGUGAAGGAAGCCAGCUUAUGGUCAUCUCCUCUUCUUUGUUUUGUCUAGAUUAAAAUUCACUGAUUUGAGAACUGGUUUUAUGUAGUUUUGUGGAUCAUUCCUGUGGUGGUGGAAAAGCAGAGCUUUACUCCAGCACUUCUAAGGGUUUUCCACGGGCUCGUUAUAUAAAUUGGGCUCUCUGCCACCAUUUCUGGGUUUUCAGGGGACUUUGAAACUUCAUUAGCAUAAUGAGUGGAAUUUCAUUUAGUUUGACUCAUUCUGGUUUAUGAAGUUUGCUACUUGUGGUUUUCUGAAAAUUCAGUAUAUCCUUGGUAUUUAUUGUAGCAUACAAAGAGAUUUAUAUGCAGUACUGAAGAAACAUGGCAGAAAUAGUUCUGAUUAGUUUUUAAUAGAGAAAAGAAAUCCUGCAUUAGAGAGAGAAAACAACAGACAAUUGCCCAGACCAAAGAUCUAUCCAUCUCUUUUCUACCAGUGGCUGCUGGUGAGUACCUGGGAAAAAAAAUAAAUUCGAAUAUUGGGUAGCACAAACAUGUAGUGUUACUUCACCCCUGUAAUCAUUCAGUAUAAUGAAUAUAUUCAGCAUUUUCAAUAAUUUGUAGUUUAGCAGAUACAUGUAUUACUUUUAACAUCCAUUUUCUUCACACGAAUUUCUUACAAUCAAUUUUUAGCCUGUUUAGCAUGUUUUGGAAAAUAAUUCUUAGAUUUCUUUACACAUUGUUUGGGGAAGUAACUCCUCUUUUUAAUUUGCAUCAUUUGAUGUCUUUGUAUUCCUGUACUAGAAAAAAGAGCACUUAUUCCCUCUUCAUUAUUUAUUCCCUAAUGACCAUCACGUGGAAAAAGUGUUCAAUUCUGUGGUUUAAGUCAAGAAUAAGUGGUUUAUUGAUUUAUUAAUUACAGUUAACCAGCAAUCAAUCACCUACAUGUUUAAUUCAAGAGCAGCAACACUGGACAUCUUCAGUGUUAAGAAGCACAUGCAAAUUUCUAGGCAUCCCCUGCAGCUCAUGUCAGAGGUUUUAAUCCCCUGCACAGUCUCACAGAGAUUCCCAGAAUUACAGAUGCUGCUUUUUACAGUGGGUGUGCAAUACAAAGACCUCUGGCAUUUUCAGAGGUUGGGGUGCAGAUCUGCUGCUGCCUCACAGCUCUGCUUAGAGCUGAGGGUGUUCUGGGUGACCUUGGAAUAUUCUGUAACACAGCUCUUCUCUUGUGUCUGCAAAAUUUCAGCAGAUAAGAUUUUCCAUUAUAGCUGAACAUAUCAAAGCAUUUGUUCAGAUAGUAGAUCUCUUUGCAUAAUUGAUGCUGAAUAACAAAAAUGUCCUUCUCCAAGUUACAAAAAAUGUCUAGGUUUUGCUCAUUAAUUUUUGUUCCAGCUUCUUAUCUGGAUGACCAUAUGGAGAUUCUUUGGAACACGGCCUUUCAGAAUUUUGCUGAAAGGACAUCUAGUUUUUAUUUUCAGUGCUGUUAGGAUUUUUUCCCUCCUAGUUUUUCCUUACCAUUUGGUAUCUUUUAAUAUAAAUUUUAGCUUAUUUUCUCCCAAGAUGACACUACCUUUUAGAUCCUAUCUGUCAUACAACAUUAAGGAUCUGUAAAAAGGCCAAAAAAUGGCAAAGUAAAUGUGAAAGGGUAAUUUUUCAUCUAAUUGUGGAAGUGACAGUGUUUAGUACUGUGGCAUUCUAUGAACAAAUGAACAAAUUCUUUGCUUGCAGAAAUGGCAAACCCAUGGUAUUGUGCUCAGUAAAGUUCUGGGCAUGUUUGGGAUCCAAAGCCACUCACUGAGCUGUAACAUUCUUAUACACUUAUUUAUGUUUUAAUGGAGACAGAAGAGAAUUGAAAGGAUAUUGAAAGGAUUUUGGAGACACAGCUUUGGCAUCAGAAAAUUGCAUUGCAGACAGCAACAGAAGUUUUAUUUUUCUAUUGCCAAUAGAAGAAGCAAGUACACUUAAUCGCUCUCUUUUUUUAAGGAUUCAUGAUAGUGCUCAUUGCUUUUUUGCUUGUCAACCUAUGCUAUAAUAAUUUAAACAAAUAUUAAUACUGUUAUCUCAAACCCCCAUGCUUAGUUAUGAAAAUAAUUCUUACCAGGGCCCUGAAAUGUCUGGUUUAAAAAUAUUUACC
Molecule: messenger RNA, 8780 nt
Organism: Melospiza georgiana
Lineage: Eukaryota; Metazoa; Chordata; Aves; Passeriformes; Passerellidae
Gene: RPGR
Product: retinitis pigmentosa GTPase regulator
Exons: 14
Coding region: 18-4142 (1374 amino acids)
Biological process (GO): visual perception; ubiquitin-dependent protein catabolic process; protein ubiquitination
Cellular component (GO): photoreceptor outer segment
Molecular function (GO): ubiquitin protein ligase activity
Source: RefSeq, a predicted model, not a curated record